Penicillium atrosanguineum is the source of this 660-nucleotide messenger RNA. RefSeq lists its product as uncharacterized. The transcript is spliced from 2 exons. The record is from RefSeq and is a predicted model, not a curated record. Bases 1 to 660 code for a protein of 219 amino acids. NCBI's taxonomy places the organism in Eukaryota, Fungi, Ascomycota, Eurotiomycetes, Eurotiales, Aspergillaceae.
AUGUUUGAGAACCCUCAAUGGAAGGCAGAGAAUCCCGAUCGUUGGGAAUCUUAUCAUCGAAAGUCGUCACAUUCAAUACACAUGGCUUUUAGUGCAAUAGCCUCCGGUGUUACGAUCCAAUCGAGAUACUCUAUUAAGCCUUUCGAUUGGCCUUCCGAAACGCCUACCGAAGACGAAAGCUUUCCUACGAUCAUAAGUGAAUUACGGAAGCAGUUUAACUAUCUCCGAUCGUACCCUCCAAAGAAGCGUAUAGCGGAUCUUCUGAAAGAGUUAUCGUGGGGGACUAUUGACUCUAUAUCGGAGGGGCUCACAGAAGGAACUCUACGGAACGUUUUUCUAUAUCUAGAUGGCAAUGCUGCAGCCUCUGUUCUAGAAAAUCAGUUGGCAGAUGAAAUUGGAUCUGGGCUAUCGACCCAGACUACGUGGUACCAAGGCUACCUACGCGUUCGUCUUCAGCAGCUUAUAAACAAUUUUCACGUCGCCCGGCGUUGGCAUGCCGAUAAGAUCUCUAUGGAGGAUUUAUGGAAGGCGGCGCAGAAGGAACCUCAUAAUGGCUCGUUUGUUUCAAUGGAAGACGAGGAAAUAUUUUCACAGGACUCAACUUGGGAAGUUGCAACCGCUGUUCGACCAAGAAACGCGAGGCUGGGAGCCUCCGAUUGA